AUGAAAAACACUGUUUUGUUACAUGAACUCAAUAUCAAUGAUACAUUUAAUUUACAAAGAAGUGAAUUUAUUAACAAAGCACAAGACCUUUUUGAUGACAUUAAAGAUACAAUUUAUGGAAUAUUAAAACAUGCAACAGUACAACUCAAAAAAUUUGGGAAAAUAAUUUUAGUUGGUGGAGGUGCACGUAUUCCAGGUGUUAAAGAAGCUGUAACAAAGGCGAUGACUAGAGUAAACAAAAAUGGCAAUUGUAAAAUUGAGACGGAAGAUAAAAUGACAACAGUUUCUGAAGGUUGUGCGAUACAUGCAUCUAAAUAUUUAGGUACAAAUGUUUUCAGUAACAUCAUUCAGAGAUCGUCUUAUGCAGUUGGACUCAGUGUAAGUGGUGUUUUUGAAACUGUUGUGCCAAGGGAAGUCGUAUUGCCCGUUCACUUUGAGAAAAUGUACGAAUGUGAAAAAGGAGAGAAAGAAAUUGUUCUGAGGUUUUAUAAGACCGAAAUUGAACUAAAAAAGAAUGUUGAAUACAGAACAAAUUGUAUGGGAUUCAAACAUCUAGUAGACGUUAAAAUACCACCUGGCGACUCUGUAAAAAUAGAAGUGGAUGUCGAUUUAAUUGGAAACACUGCAAUCAAAGCAACUCUAAGAAAUGGCCAAGUGUUGAAAGGUGGCAUGUUGGUUGAUACUUCAUCACUCGACAAAGAACUGCUUGCAUUGAAAAGGCACAUCGAAAACACAAUAAGUUUUAAUUGA
Messenger RNA from Entamoeba invadens IP1, 750 nucleotides. RefSeq lists its product as hypothetical. The coding region runs from base 1 to 750 and encodes 249 amino acids. Gene Ontology annotation, molecular function: misfolded protein binding; ATP binding; heat shock protein binding. Gene Ontology annotation, cellular component: cytoplasm. The record is from RefSeq and is a predicted model, not a curated record. The transcript has a single exon. Gene Ontology annotation, biological process: cellular response to unfolded protein; protein refolding. Lineage: Eukaryota; Evosea; Mastigamoebida; Endamoebidae.